GCAGACUCUGAAUCGGACUUGACUCCAUUUGUAAUGAACGCUCCAAAGAACGGGGAUCAGAUCCAGGCUGCCGCCGAGUCGACGAGGACAGAACGGAGAGGAGCGAGAUAAACGGGGGAAGACGUCAGCACCGCUUUGAAUGGACCUCAGCCUCGGCUGUAGCCGGCGGUGACGGGAGGCAGCGAAGCGGACGAGCGGCGGGCUGCGCGCGCGGAGACGGACGGAAGACGAAAAAAAUCAAAAAAAAAAUCAAAACAAGCCGAUGAUUUCACAAAGCCGCACGGGGAGCGCGGUCAAUUCACGAGAGACGCAGCACUGGGACAGUUGGAUUUUUAAAAAGCAAAGCAGGGGAAAUCAGAGCGAGCCACAACGAGCGAGCAGCCUGCGGAGCGCGCAGGAGUAGGAUGUGCGUGUGUUCUGCCGGGAGAGCGGAGCAGUGCGUUUGAGUGGGACAUGGCGAACGGAGGGGACCAGUUCGGCCUUGCGGAGCGUCCGGACUCGGACUGCAUGGAUUCGCCGAAGGAGGCCAAACAGGAGAAUCACAGCUUCCCCUUAAACUCGCCAGCUUCGCCGCAGACAGCGUCCAGCCAGCAAAUACCGGGCUGCACCGUGGAGCACAAUGGAAUGGAAGGAAUCAAAGUUUUCCUUCAUGACAGGGAACUUUGGACGAAGUUUGAUGAAGUGGGAACUGAAAUGAUCAUCACCAAGGCUGGAAGGAGGAUGUUCCCUAGUUACAAAGUGAAGGUCACGGGACUCAACCCUAAAACCAAAUACAUACUGCUCAUGGACAUCGUGCCUGGGGAUGACCAUCGCUACAAAUUUGCAGACAACAAAUGGUCUAUAACUGGAAAGGCAGAGCCGGCCAUGCCCGGGAGGCUCUACGUCCAUCCGGAUUCUCCCGCCACUGGGGCGCACUGGAGCCGCCAGCUUGUGUCCUUUCAGAAGCUCAAACUCACCAACAACCACCUGGACCCCUUUGGACACAUAAUACUCAACUCCAUGCACAAAUACCAGCCUCGGCUCCAUAUUGUCAAGGCGGACGAGAACAACGGCUUUGGCUCCAAGAACACGGCGUUCUGCACCCACGUCUUCACCGAGACGGCCUUCAUCGCUGUGACGUCGUACCAGAACCACAAGAUCACACAGCUGAAAAUAGAAAAUAAUCCCUUUGCAAAAGGCUUCAGAGGCAGUGACGACAACGAGUUUCACCGCAUGGCCAAGCUGCAAGGUAAGGACUAUCCCGUGGUCCCCCGCAGCACUGUCCGACAGAGAGCCGGCCCGGCUGGGAGUCCGUUCGGCGGCGAGGGUCGAGGCCUGCGGGGCUCCCCCGAGGGCGCCGGGUCCCCCUACAGCUGUGACAAUGACUUGAACAGCAGCAGCCCUCAGGAGCUGCUGAGCCCCCCGCCCACGCACUACACCCUGCCUCACCUGCAGCACAUCCCCCCGCCGCAGGGCUACCACUGCACCAAGAGGAAAGUGGAGGAGAACUGCUCUCCAGGAAACCGCCAGCUCUCCUACAAGAAGCCCUUCGCUUGUAGCCCACCGAGUGAGGGCGAGUCCUACUAUCACCCCUCCUCCUACCCUCCUCCCCCGCCGGCUCUGUCCAACAACGCUGCCCUGGCGCUCACCGACUCCCCCUACAGCUCAGACAUGGGACAGCGCCAGGCCUGUAUGUUCGCCGGCUCAGAGCCCAGACUGGAUGAACUGAACUGUACGCCGUGGUCAUACACUUGCCCGCUCCCCUCCGCCAUGACCCCCAUAGACCCCUUCCCCCCUUACACCCCUCACCCGCCUUACAGCUCCAGCCCUCAGGGCUCCCGACUCAGUGCUAUAGCCCACCAGAGCUCUCCUCCGCUGGGGGAGCACGUCUCCCAUGACCCUUACCAGAGCUCUGGAGCCCCGACGCAAACCUCCCAAAACCUUCACACCCGGCAGCUCAGCCCUCCUCUUAGGGAGUACCCUCGCUACACCUCCAGCCUCUCCCCUCCUCUCUACCACACGCUGGAGACGCACAUCAGAUGUGGAGUCCCCGAGUGGAGCGCGGCCUCCUAACUACACCAGAGGACAUAUUGGAAGUUUGAUUAGGGGUCAGAGAUGCGAGAUUUGUCUCGAGUGACGCUUCUUUCUCUGUCUCCUCUGAACAAUGCUGCACCGUACACAGACUAAAUAUAACUAUAUAUUUACCUUUGUAACGUCAAUGUGACAAGUGUGAUUUUCGUGCUCCUCCUGUUUCUGUCACAUUUUGUCCCCUGUGCCGGAUGGAGCAGUGGACACGGACACUCGUGAAGCCUAAAAUGCUGAUAAAGGAGCCCAAGCAGCACAAACAGAGUUGUACCUUAUUGUCUUUCCGCAGCCCAAAGACUGGUGUGAUCCAGAUGUUUGCACUGUGAGGCCUGACAGCGGCUCUUUCCCUCUCAGUGACUACCACUCUUUGCAUUGUGAAGGAUGGAAAUUGUGACCCACUGUCAGGCAGGCAGUAACAUUUACUGACCAAAAUAAUCUCAGCUUUCACAGCUGAGCCCGAGGGAGACGUGUGUUUUUUUCUCCCUCUUUAGCAGAGGUCCAUGCUCAGUCCCAGUGAAGAAGAAAUGGCUGGAGUUGACUCUGUGUGUGCGUGAGAGCCUGUGUCAGCUCAGCUCAAAGAUGCUACGAGUUAAUUUCUGAUGAGACAGGCAGCGAGUAGCUGCGGGCUCUGCACCAUAGAGAUAAACAGUUUGUUUAGACCACGCUACAGGCGGAAGGACCUGUAAACACUGUUUCUACUGCAUUCUGGGUAAAUGAACAACUCAGCGUCACGCAGCUGUCACCGCUGUCCUCCCAGUCACCCCCAGCUGACCAAUCGGGCUUCCCUGUCCACAGACGUUCGACCAACCAGCACACGCUGCUUCCUCAUCCGCAGUGUUUCACGGACGCACAUGUCGGCCUGUGUAUGUUUGCGUCUGAAUUAUUCACGAGUCUAGUGUUGAUUCUUGACAGGCAAGGGCUGCUGAGCAAACACAAAGGGACAGUGUUGUAAAUGUGCUCAUUUUCAUCUAAAUUGCUCUUAUCCAUACAGCAUCGCUCCCCUUGUUUCCUUGGAUUUGGGUACCACUGUUCAUCCUUUGAAGAAACCUUUGUGGCUCCUUUUUGUGCAGAAUAGAUGCAAGCUGAGAUUUUACUUUCUCUUUGUGUAAUGAAGCAGUUUUGUUUCUGCCCAUGUGUUUUACAUGCAGUAAGAUGUGAGAAGGUGCUCUGACAAACGGUCCUCAUGCAGAGAGCAAAUCCUCCAUUCCUUAAUACGUGUGUGUGUGUGUGUGUGUGUGUGUGUGUGUGUGUGUGUGUGUGUGUGUGUGUGUGUGUGUGUGUGUGUGUGUGUGUGUUUGUGUGUGUGUGUGUCUGUGUGUGUGCGUGUGUGUGACAGUGAGAUGUAAAGUUGUUUGUUUUAUAGCCUGCUAAUAGUAUUUAUUACUCUAGAUUUGUAAAGAUUAGUUUGUUGUCGACUUGUGAAACAAGACAGUGUUGUUUGGACUUUGUUUCUCAUCCAAGGUUUGUUUCUGGUCCCACCCUCCAUUCCCAGGUGAUGACCAGUAGUUGUGGCAACCAAACG
Messenger RNA from Betta splendens (Siamese fighting fish), 3586 nucleotides. It is a transcript of the gene tbx5b, whose product is annotated as T-box transcription factor 5b. Gene Ontology annotation, cellular component: nucleus. NCBI's taxonomy places the organism in Eukaryota, Metazoa, Chordata, Actinopteri, Anabantiformes, Osphronemidae. The transcript has 9 exons. Gene Ontology annotation, biological process: regulation of transcription by RNA polymerase II; positive regulation of DNA-templated transcription; pattern specification process. Gene Ontology annotation, molecular function: RNA polymerase II cis-regulatory region sequence-specific DNA binding; DNA-binding transcription factor activity, RNA polymerase II-specific. The record is from RefSeq and is a predicted model, not a curated record. The coding region runs from base 454 to 2052 and encodes 532 amino acids.